Manis pentadactyla (Chinese pangolin) is the source of this 1475-nucleotide messenger RNA. It is a transcript of the gene FNDC11, whose product is annotated as fibronectin type III domain containing 11. Bases 417 to 1418 code for a protein of 333 amino acids. The transcript is spliced from 2 exons. Gene Ontology annotation, molecular function: protein binding. NCBI's taxonomy places the organism in Eukaryota, Metazoa, Chordata, Mammalia, Pholidota, Manidae. The record is from RefSeq and is a predicted model, not a curated record.
CCCCGGAGGGGGCGCUGCAGCCGCGGACCGACCCCGGGCAGGGCCCAGCGCGGAGGGCGGCAGCCUCCGUGGAGUCUCAGCGGAGCCCCACCCGGGCCUGGCCUCCCGCGCAGCGCGCUCGGCGGUUCCCAGGUCGCAGCCGGGUCACGCCCGGGGAUCCUGUCCUCCCCAGACCGGGGGUCGGGGCCGGGGGCCCAGGACCGGCCGAGGCAGCGUCUCCCUGGAGUCCGCGAGUGGAGGCGCCCGGAGGGGCGGGGUCUUCCCACAUCCAGGGCGGCCCCCCCCCACCGGGCGGGGCGUCACAGAGGCCCGCGGUCCCCACGGCAACCGGGCAACGCGGCAACCCCGCGGGACGCUGCUCUGGGCAGGGCGCACGGUGGGCCGCUGAGCUCACCACUCCGGAAGGAGGGCAAACCAUGAACUUCCAGGUGACAGGCUUGGGCCUAGACAAGAUGAAGCUGGACAGUCCCCAGUCCUUCCCGGACCAGGAGGAGGUGGAAGAGGUGGAGGGUCAGCAGCUGCUGGAACCAGAGGCUUGGCGGACCUACGUGGAGCGCCGCCAUGCUCUGCGCGAGUUCCUAAGCUCUGACCUGAGCCCCCAUCUGCUCAAGCGCCAUCGUGCCCGCAUGAAUCUGCUCAGGAAAUGCUCCUACCACAUCGAGAUCCUCCCCAAGCACCUGGCCCUGGGCGACCAGAACCCACUGGCGGUGCCCAACACCGUGUUCCAGCACAUCGACCCCUGGAGGUUCCAGCGCAUGAAGAAACUGGGCACUGCCCAGACCAAGAUCCAGCUCCUGCUGCUCGCGGACCUGCUGGAGCAGCUGGUCCAAGGCCGUGCCGAGCUGGAUGCGCUGCUCGAAUCGCCUGACCCACAGCCCUUCCUGGCAGGCUGGGGGCUGUUGGAGCAGCGGCUGGCAGACCUGUUGGCCGUCAUGGACAGCUUCUUGGCCAUGAUGGUACCGGGGCGCCUGCACAUGAAGCACCACCUGGUGUCUGACGUCGGCUCCACCAAGAUCCCACCCAUCCAGCUCAUGCUAAGCACCAAGAUGCCCGUCAUGUUUGACCGCAGAUUGUCGGUGGCCCACCAGGACUGGGUCAGCCUGCGCUGGUUUGUCACCAUCCAGCCAGCGGGGCCGGAGCAGUUUGAGCUCCGUUUUAAGCUGCUGGACCCACGGACACAGGAGGAGUGCACACAGUGUGGCAUCAUCCCCGUGGCUGCCUGCACCUUCAACAUCUAUAACCUGCUGCCCAGCCGCUCCUACAAGUUCACCAUCAGGAGAGCAGAGGGCUACAUGCUGGUGUACGAGCCCUGGCGGGACAGCCUCACGCUGCAGACCGGGUCGGGGCCCCCAGAAAGGCCCACCCCCAGUCAGCUGGGCGAGCUGGGCCCAUUCCCAACCACACCUUCUGAGCGAUGAUUUUCUAAUAUUUAUCCACUAAUUAAGAGGAGUAUAAACAUACAAUUAAAGAAACAA